AUGAAUAUAUCACAAAAUUUGGUGACUCUUAUGAGUCAAGUAAUCGAUCAAAACGUAUGGAUGGAUGUGAAGAAUGCAGAGACCGUAGAGUUGGCGUCAAAACUUUACGAAUUCAGCGAUGGAUCUAAUGUGAGAAUUAGUCUAAAACAUAAGAAUCGGUUAGUUUUGGGCGAUAGAGUUGAGUGUGUUUUCUGGGACUUUGAUCACAAGAAGUGGUCAUCAAAUGGAUGUCAUGUAAUGGAGAGUGAAUCCAAUCGUGAGAUAACUGAAUGGAUAGAACGAAAAGUCAGUGCUGCCCACCAGAGACAGUACUAG
Oppiella nova is the source of this 315-nucleotide messenger RNA. Lineage: Eukaryota; Metazoa; Arthropoda; Arachnida; Sarcoptiformes; Oppiidae. The record is from the annotation of a GenBank genome assembly.